Molecule: messenger RNA, 1614 nt
Organism: Mugil cephalus (flathead mullet)
Lineage: Eukaryota; Metazoa; Chordata; Actinopteri; Mugiliformes; Mugilidae
Gene: kcnj11l
Product: potassium inwardly rectifying channel subfamily J member 11, like
Exons: 6
Coding region: 147-1454 (435 amino acids)
Biological process (GO): potassium ion import across plasma membrane; regulation of monoatomic ion transmembrane transport
Cellular component (GO): plasma membrane
Molecular function (GO): inward rectifier potassium channel activity
Source: RefSeq, a predicted model, not a curated record
UCACUGAUGCUGGAACGAUGGAGUCCGAGCUGAGUUUCACCUCCUCACGGUCACCUGCCUCUCACUGAUCAGCUGUUAAUCAGCUGUCAAUCAGCUGUCAACCAGCCGCCAGUCAAUCAGCGGAGUCCUGGUGCACAGAUAGCAUCAUGUUGGCCAGGAAGGGGCUCCUGCCAGACGGCUUCCUGCUGACCCGGCUGGCGGAGGACCAGAACCAGCCGAACCGCAGCCGGUUCAGGUCCCAGAGAGCCCGCUUCAUCACCAAGACCGGAUCCUGCAACGUGGCUCACAAGAACAUCAGGGAGCAGGGUCGCUUCCUGCAGGAUGUUUUCACCACCAUGGUGGACCUGAAGUGGCAGCACUCCCUCCUCAUCUUCGCCUCGGCCUUCAUCUGCUCCUGGAUGCUCUUCGCUAUGAUCUGGUGGCUCCUGGCCUUCGCCCACGGAGACCUGGAGCCUCGCGACCCCAACGGCGAGCCGGGCCCCGUCCCCUGCGUCACCGCCAUCCACUCCUUCACCUCGGCCUUCCUGUUCUCCAUCGAGGUCCAGGUGACCAUUGGCUUCGGCGGCAGGAUGGUGACGGAGGAGUGUCCUCUGGCCAUCACCGUGCUCAUCGUCCAGAACAUCCUGGGCCUCAUCGUCAACGCCGUCAUGCUCGGCUGCGUCUUCAUGAAGACGGCUCAGGCCAACCGGCGAGCCGAGACCCUCAUCUUCUCCAGGAACGCCGUCAUCGCUCCUCGCAACGGACGACCCACCUUCAUGUUCAGAGUCGGAGACCUGAGGAAGAGCAUGAUCAUCUCUGCCACCAUUCAGCUGCAGGUGAUCCGGCGGACGGUGACGGCGGAGGGGGAGGUGGUCCCCGUGUGCCAGCUGGACAUCCAGGUUGAGAACCCUCUGAGGAGCAACGGCAUCUUCCUGGUGUCUCCUCUGAUCAUCAGCCACACCAUGGAGCGGGGGAGUCCCCUCUACGAGCUCUCGGCCCAGUCCCUGUCCUCCGAGGACCUGGAGAUCAUCGUCAUCCUAGAAGGUGUGGUGGAGACCACGGGGAUCACCAUGCAGGCCCGGACCUCCUACACCCCGGAGGAGAUCCUGUGGGGGCGGCGCUUCGUCUCCAUCAUAACGGAGGAGGACGGCCGCUACUGCGUCGACUACUCCAAGUUCGGGAACACGGUUCCGGUCCGGAUGUCGUGUCUCAGCGCCAAGGAGCUGGACCAGACCAAGGGGGUCCAGGAGGGGGGCUCGGAGGUCCAGCUGCAGGGCUGGGGGCUGGUCCGGGCCGGGAGAGGAGGCUUCCGCAGAGGGGGGCGGGCCUGCGAUAGCUCGGCUCCCCAGCCCUGGUACGCCCAGUCAGAGACCACCGAGAAGGAGGGCCAGAAGAAGACGGUGCCGCUGGAGGUGAUUGGACGCCAUGUGGAGGAGGACGGACUGGGGGACGGACUGGGGGACAUGAGCGAGUGAAUGGACUCUGGCCCCGGGGACCCUGCAUCAGUCCUUUAUUUAUUCUACUGAGCUGUUAGCCGUUAGCUGGUAGCUGGUAGCCUUUAGCUGUUAGCCGUUAGCUGUUAGCUGGUAGCUGGUAGCCUUUAGCUGUUAGCUGGUAGCUGUUAGCUGGUGGCUG